Messenger RNA from Neomonachus schauinslandi (Hawaiian monk seal), 569 nucleotides. It is a transcript of the gene C4H1orf54, whose product is annotated as chromosome 4 C1orf54 homolog. Lineage: Eukaryota; Metazoa; Chordata; Mammalia; Carnivora; Phocidae. Bases 99 to 482 code for a protein of 127 amino acids. The transcript has 6 exons. The record is from RefSeq and is a predicted model, not a curated record.
UUGCAGCAGCGUUGGAGGAGGGCAGAAGGCGGGGUAAAUUUGGUGAGAAACUCUGUAAUUUCCUUUUUUACUUUCACAGCAAUAGUGCAGAAUCCAGAAUGGAUGUCCUCUUCGUAGCCAUCCUUGCUGUGCUACUUAUCCUGGGACAAGAACAUGAGGAUGGAGAAGGACUGGAAGAGGAUGAUUAUUAUCAGGUGAUCUAUUAUUACACAGUCACCCCCAAUUAUGAUGACUUCGGUGCAAAUUUCACUGUUGAUUACUCCAUGUUUGAAUCUGAGGACAGACAGAACAGGUUGAAUAAGGAGGGAAGGGAAGCAGCAGAGACUACCAUUAGUCAUGAAACAGAAGGUGCAGACCCUCAGAAGCCUGAAACAAUGGAACCACAGAGUCCAGAUCUGAACGAUGCUGUAUCCGGUCUGCAGAGUCCUGUUCCCCUCCUCCUGUCCUGGGCCCUCGUUCAUGGGGGGAUAUAUUUCAUGUAGAAGGAGAAAGAAGGCUGCUACAACUCUUUGGAUGGGGAUUUGGGAAGAGGAAAUUGGAAGAUAAAUAAAUGAAAUAAUCUGGUUACU